Pomacea canaliculata is the source of this 6878-nucleotide messenger RNA. RefSeq lists its product as uncharacterized. NCBI's taxonomy places the organism in Eukaryota, Metazoa, Mollusca, Gastropoda, Architaenioglossa, Ampullariidae. The coding region runs from base 1056 to 4940 and encodes 1294 amino acids. The record is from RefSeq and is a predicted model, not a curated record. The transcript is spliced from 14 exons. Gene Ontology annotation, molecular function: protein binding.
GCAGGGCUUGGGAGGGGAAAUGAAGAGAACAGGUGUUGCGAGAGCGGCAAGGACUUACUGUCAGUGUUACUAAAUCGCUCCUUGGCAUGUUGCCCGCUCUGAGGUAUUAGACAAAGCCCUUUUCAGGAAUCAUGAUAUGUAACCUAUGAAGUGAUGUCCAUCCAGAAACAGCAUCGUUCCGGAUUCAAAACGAUGGCUUUUCUACAGAUAAAAGGACAUCGUUGAAGAUUUAUUGUACCGGAUAUGUCAUCCUUUUGCUGACAGCACAGCUUUAAAUUCUGUGAACGUGCGUUACUCAGCACCUACAGAAAUAGACCUGCGUUGGAUGUAUUAAUACUUUUAUUCUAAACUGCGUAGAGCUCGAGGGUGACGGAAGUAAUCUGGUGGAGGUACAAGUAGCCGCAACAAGAAGUCCUGGCUGGGGACAUGUCAUGUGGUCUGUCAUAGCUGUUCUUACGAUAACUGAGUGAGGAAGACCUUGUCUCGGGACACAGUGCAAGGCAGUUCGUCCGCAGGGUUGUCCGUCGGGAGAUUUCUUCGGGGACUCUGGUUUCCCCUCCCUCUCCAUCAUCCCUCGCUCCUCCUAGUGAUGUAAACACUUUCCUCACAAACUAACCAACUAGCCACGUGUUUUGAUGCAGAUGAUGAGACUACUGUGUUGGUCUGAUAACAAAGCUACUUUGAUUCCCCAUGCGUCUAGAUGUCACAGACGGACGACAGGAAGCGACUGUAGGCCAGUGUGUCGCGUCACCAGAGUAGCGUGACGCUAGACUCGCCGCACGUCUCCGCAGGUCUUGUGUGAACACAAAGACAGACACGAAUUGGUCCGGCAACAAGGACAACCCUACCCAAGCAGUUCGUGGUCUGACCGAGAAACAGGUCGUUGCUGUUUAUUUCCAAGCACGCUGAACUCAUGACUGUGGGCCGAUCCCUUUGUUGUCUGCAUGAUCUGCUUGUAUCGCAGACGAUAUUGCACAAUCCAGAGAGGGAAUAUGUAUAUAAAUGGACAAGUGUUGGGAAACUAGUGGCGUGAGACAUUAAUCCAUUUAUCAGAAAUGAUUGUCUUCCAGUACUGUGCACCCGGCCAUCAAAUGCCAACAACUAAAAUGCUGCAGACUGCUGAAGAUGCUCAGAUACCACAUAUCGUAAGCAAACAGCUUCAUCAUCACUACCUCCCAAAAUAUCGUUCAAAACAAUCUUAUCAGCUGCCACAUGGUGAGACUGAUGAUGGCCAAAGCAUCAGCAGUCUUUUGGAUUCUGAAUCCGUUUAUGUGCCCCUAACCACAGGCACCCCAGCAAAAGCAGGUGCUGUGUCUGACCCUUGCCAGCCCUGUGUUCAUGGUAGUACCGCUUCUCAGACAUUACCUACACAUACCAGUUUUAUUGAGGACAGCACGCAGACUGACAACAAACUUACCCAACAAGAACAACAUCAAGUGUCUCCACUAAAGACAGAGGGCAAUAAGGACAAGUUUCAUCCUACAUUUUCUGUCUACCUUCCACACUGCUCAUUAGUGAAGCCUCAUCACCAUACACAGCAUCAAACUCUUGCUACAGCAUCCAGUGAGGACUAUGACAUGAAUUUAGGCUCGUUUUCCAGGGUCAUUCCUGACCCUGAGUUUGAAUCAGCACCUUGUGUCAACCUUAUCCGUGAAGUGGCAGACCACAGAAGAUUAUCAAAAGAACAAAAAAUGCGAGAAAAUGCCUCACCUAUCCCUCUUUCCCAUUCUGGACAAUCAGCUGCAAAAUCUAGCAGAAUGAGAGUGAAAAGACUGGACUCAAAUCGACAAGCAGAGCUGAGUAAACUGGUGAAGUGUCAGCAGAAUGCUGAUCGUUCGGGCCAACGUCAAGAUCGACACGCUAUUGCACCAAACCAAACCAGAAUCUGGGGACAAGAAGGCCACAGGGCUGCCACUGUCAUUCAGGCCAUGUGGCGUGGCUACAGAGCUCGGGAGUACAACAUGCAUGUCAUUUCAGUGAGAAAGGAGAUUCGUGCUAGGAGAGCAGAAGACCACAUAGUUCUCUUAAGGGCUGAGCUAGACAGACUCAAGAAACUCUACCAUGAAGAGAAACGACUUCGGACUCUUCAGAUGGAAGCAAUUCGACGAUUGUAUAAUGAGGUUCAGCAGCUCAAGUCACAAAUGCAGAAUCCCCAAAAUGGCUGUACAAACAAGUUAGGCCAGCCAUCUACCUUAGACAGUUUUGAAGUCACAGGUAUGCAGCAGUCUGGUAUGGUUUCUGUUGGACCUGGCUGUGGUACAGGGCUUUACUUCAUUGACUUGCAACGUACUGCUGAACUAGAACGCAAAUGUGCCACUCUUCAGAGCCAGGUUUCACAGUUGCAGGAAGUUUUGCAGUCUAUGAGCUUAACCAGACAUGAGGGUCUUGAUCAUAGCUCCCACUGUACAGCUGACACAGAGCUUGUCCAUACUGUGCAUGUAAUGGAGUACAUAUUGGAUGACCAUAGUCAGCCAGCCUCUAUAGAUACACAUGGAUCUUCUUGUCACUGGAGCAGUAUUCCCCACUCUCUCUCACCUUACCCUUCAGAGGAAGAAGAACUGUACUUUCGCCAAGUUCCUCAUGAUGGAGCACCCACCCGUCCCCGCAAUCUCAGCCUACGACAUCAGGGAGAGCACUCUGUGGUGUUACACUGGCUACCUUCACAAGUAUUACAGCAGUCUUCUGUAUAUCUCAAAUCACCUAUCACAGGUUACAAAAUCUACAUCAAUGACCGGCUUAAAGGGGAGAUGAGUGGGAGGAAAACUUGUGCACUGGUAACAGGCUUGAACACCAGUGAAACGUAUAAAUUCUAUGUAAAGGGUGUGUCUAACGAAGAAGAGUCUUUUGCAAGCAACAUUGUGAUGGCAAGGCUGGCGCGUGGACAGCCUAUUGCUGUGAGCAGUGACAGUGACAUGCCAUCAGACAGUGAUAAAGAUGAAGAUUCUGUAGAAGGACAAGACAAGCGAAGGCUACGUAAGCGAGACAGCCGAAAACAUCGUAAAGUGCGCUCUCCUCGCUCAGAGAAGAAACUUCCAAAGUCCAGCUUGGAGAAAACCUUAGUAGAGGAGGAACUUGCAGCUAACCCCACAGAAAAUCAAAAGACUUGUGACAUUCUUACCCAGCCCAAGGUACACAAACACAGGCGAACAAACAGCAAAGAGCAAGGGGAGCUGUCUUGCUUGCCAAAAGCCUCAGGUGUUCAAGUGAUAAGUUCACAGGCAUCAUCCGGCCCACACACAAGAGAGAUAGCCAGAACUAGUUCUGCAGCUAGCCAGUCAAGUUCUGCAGCUAGCCAGUCAAGUUCUCCACGACAUCAUCCUUCCAGUCCUGUGGGAGGUGAGGGGAAGUGGAAAGCUCAUACAGGGAGUUCAGGGCACUUGGAGCGAAGGUCAAGUGAGAGAGGGACACAAGGCAGUGAUCACAAACGAGAUCUUCCUGUACCACCUAUGACCACUGGCACCCAAAGCUCACUGACUGAGACUUUCACUGUCGACAGAAUGAAGUCUUUCCUCCACAAGCUUGGACUUCCAUUGACAGAUAUACAAGCCAGCACUACAGAAGGAAGAGCUACCCCAGAAAGUUGUAGCAUUAAAGGUCAUCACUAUAAGGGUAGCAGAGAGCCCACGUCACCUAUACAUGAUAUGACAGGUGUUCAUCCUGAAUCCCCAAAGGACAAAACAAGUCCUGACAAAUGUCAGAUGGACUUGAAAUCUACUGAAGAAGGUAACAGUGUGCAUGCCAGCCAUCAGACACCUAGUCUAGAGUCAGUCACGGCUCAUCUGGUAGAAGAAGUUCACAAAGAAGACAUGACACCAACUUCAGUCAGUAGAACAGAAGGAUCGUCUGUUGGCAACAAGGACAGGGAGCGAUGCAGCACACCUGUUUUAGAUGGGCGCCGACGUAGCCGCCCUACCAGUCCAAUGGUGUCUGAAGGUGCAGGAGUAGAUCAGCGAGAUGUAGAGGUUUCAGUCCCAGAUCGCAGGCGCAUACCUACAGCAGAACUUUUGGAGCAGAGACUUAGUGCCUUUAAAAAAUCAUCAUCGCUUACAAGCAUGCCUGAGCAUGAACAUGAGGAGAUGGACAAUAAAGCUGCAGCUCACAACAGCAAACGCUCACCCACUUCUGACUCACUCCAUGACAGUAGCCAGGAGGAUGGUUCAAGUCGGGUCUCCACCCAUCAACGCACGCACUCGUUUGGAUCAGAAGCUGAUUUGACCACAGCCAAAAGUGGGAGAAAGGAAGCAGGCAUUGCAUCCCUGCUGGCUAAACUGCAAGUUAUAACCCACAGCCAAGAGGCCAGCCGAAGGGAAACAGGCACUCGUUUGCGUAGACGCUCUAAUGAGGAAGACGAAAAACACAAGGGCACUGGCCGCACUCGCCACAUUAGUGAGUCUGACAAUGACAUGUCAUCAGAUGCUGGCAGUAGUCUCCCUCCUCGUGCUCCCAUUAGCGACAGUUCAUCAGGCAGUCACUCUGAUGAUGGCAAAGUUCUCCAUACUUACCAUCGCACUCAUAGAAGGAGUCCCUCGGACCAACAGCGCCAGGUGUCUUGCUCUGACACCAUGAACAGUCUGCCAGUGCACAGCCCCAUCAUCAUGGAGGGUCGCAAACAAAAUACAAAUGUUCGGCGUAAUGCCUCAUUUCAUGCACUUCCAUCUCGACCAGCAGACAGCAAUCUUGCCAGCCAGUGCACCGAGGCCAGUGCCUCUCGAUCUGCAGACAACAGUCAGUGUGCUGAGGAGAUAACAGCUCCCAUGACUUCUAGCCAAAUGGAUGAUGGUGGAUCUACUGGUAGGGUGCCCAGUCCACAGGAAUCGCUGGGCAAUCCACGAUGUAGUAUACGUUCUCGUUCUCCAAGUCCCAAUCGUAAUCGUCAGCCUGUCCUUUCUGCUGCUCAGUUGAAAAGACAAGGGGAAACAACUGGGAAAUCAUCUUCUUAAACCCCUGUGCGCACACAGCACCAAGUGACAUUCAGCUUUGCGGUGCAAAAUCUUUCUAAUCAGAAUUGUCAAUCAUCUUUGCUUACUUGGACUUCAAAAGUACAUGGCACUCUGAAUACAGACAGCACUAAAUGGUUCUGUGAAUACAGAGUUGUAAAAUUCAGAGUUUAUGAAUGUCUCAACCUCCUGCCUUAAGACUAGCAUGACUUUUGCCUGUAAAAUUUUAGGGUCUGUACAGAAUUAGUAUACAUCAAACAACACUUGCUAUUUGCAGCUGGUAAAAAUGCUGAGCAUAGCAUGUAAGAAUGACUGUAUUGCAUUGUAUCAUUUGUUGCAUCCUGACAAUAAGACAGUGGUGAUGAUGUCAACACUACCAGUGUUAAUAAUGAUGAAAAUCAACAGUUUCUGUGGUGAGUGUAAAGAUUGCAGAUUGAAGAUCUUAAACUGAGCAAUAAUGUCUACACAUCUAGUACAGAUGUGAGAGGUCUUGUAUUUCUGGGUAUGCUGGGAAUACAGAGAGCACAAAACUGGAAUAUUUGAGUGCUCCACGUCUCUCAUGUGUAUCUACUUCUGCUUGAAACAUGGGACCAUGUGAUUAGUGGUACUUUAAAAUCAUUAAGCUUGGAGUAAAAUAAUGAAGAAGUCCAUGUGCCAUAAAUUCUAGGUCCAAUGUCAGCUUCUCGUUUUUAAGGAAUGGUUUUCUCUUUACUUUGUCUGCUGAUUAGCUCAUUCGUUUAAAUGUGCUGAAAUUUUUUUUUAAGAUGCUUAAUGAUGACAUGUAGAUGCUGAAGGCCUAUUAGUAUAAUUAGGCUUUUACAGCAAAUAUCAGGAUCAUAGAUGCUAAAAUAAUUAUUUUAAGUUCAACAUAUAACUGUAGUGGAAAAUUCAGUGAGUUUGACUAUUUAUUUAUGAUCCGAAAAAAAAGAAAAAGGUUUGAUUCAUAGGCAGAAGGUAUCUGCUCAGCUGCUAUCAACACUUAAGUAAAAUCUAUCACAAAAUGUUAUUUAAUAGUUUUAUUAUUACCACUUUGUAUUAUUUAGCAGGAAAAAACUGCAAAAAUUAACAUGUUACAACACUGAAAGCCAUUUAUCCAGUGAUUAUUUUUACAUUUAUGUGUUCAAAAUCCCCUUGAAAAAGAACUCAUGUAAGUGACUGUACAUGCAUAAGUCUGUAUUCAUAUCAGACAAUUUAACGCAACAUAAGGUUUUUGGUGAGCAUUGAGGGGAGCUAAUAAACACAAAGACAUCAUUGAAGGGAGAGCUAAUAGUCAACAUCGAGACUGCAUUAAGGGGAGAAAACAAACAUCAAGACCGCAUUGAGGGGAGAAAAUAUAAUGCAAUAUCAAGAGCAGUGAGCGGAGACAGAAAAGUUUUAAAAUCUAAAGUUUCAAAUGUUUUCUGAGUUCCAUUUCCUUGCUAAUUGAUCUUAUGUUUAUCUUGCAAAAACAAAAUUCCUGUAUAUAGUGGUGUAGGAACAAGGGGGCAGCCGCCUGAUCAAAUAAAAAAUAACGAGGAGCCAAGAAUAUGAGUCAUUCACUGUCAGCAUGGAGUUUGCCCCUACAAAGCUGAUUAUCUUCCUACGCCACUGAAAAUGUAUGUGUAGUUCUCUUUAUGCCAUUCCUUAACACACAAGUCAAAUUCUUAACUGCCUUCAGGAUGUAUAAUUCAUGUUUAAUGACAAGCUGAAAUGCUGGUGAUAUUUAUGAAUGUACUGGGUGAUGGUUCUUUUUGAAAAAAAGUAUAAUUUUAAAUAACAUUUGUUCUUUUACUAAUUUCAAUAUGUUCUUUUCUUGUCAUUUUUCAGUUUCUUUAAAAACUGUUUCGAUUUUCAGUCCUUUCAUGGUGGAUUCCAGUUAAAGAUGUGUUCAUGUAAUACUUGUGAUCUCAGGUUUAUUUCUGUGAAACAAAACAACCAUGAAAUAAAAUUUUUCCACUGGUU